Molecule: messenger RNA, 943 nt
Organism: Conger conger (European conger)
Lineage: Eukaryota; Metazoa; Chordata; Actinopteri; Anguilliformes; Congridae
Gene: mettl5
Product: methyltransferase 5, N6-adenosine
Exons: 8
Coding region: 254-877 (207 amino acids)
Biological process (GO): rRNA methylation
Molecular function (GO): rRNA (adenine-N6-)-methyltransferase activity; nucleic acid binding
Source: RefSeq, a predicted model, not a curated record
UUCACGGAGCUCUUAUUUUUCGUUACUCCUUGGCGGUAGGGAGCGAACAAGUACCUGUAGAUUUCUGUUGUUAAAUAUUUGAUGGUAAUUAUAAUUUACAAAAUUUAAUCCGAUUACGAGGACGUGCACAAGAUACCUUGAGGAAAGGUAUCUACCCUGGAUCGAUCUUUACGAGCUAUGUGAGAGGUCAGCAGGUCGCCAAUAUCUUGUCUUUCAAAGACAUUACCUAGCCGACUAACUAGUCAUCGUAAACAUGAAACUGAAGGAACUUGAGAGCUGUCUUCAACAAGUGGACCCUUUUGAGGAACCAAAGCUUUUUCUCGAACAGUAUCCUACCAGUCCUCAUAUUGCAGCAUGUAUGAUUUAUACUAUUCACAAUACCUUCGAUGACAUUGAGAAUAAGUUGGUGGCAGACCUGGGAUGUGGAUGUGGAGUUCUGAGCAUUGGGGCUGCAAUGCUGGAUGCUGGAUUAUGUGUUGGGUUUGACAUUGAUGAAGAUGCAUUGGCUACGUUCCGAAUGAACACAGAAGAAUUUGAACUCCCAAACAUUGACAUCAUACAGUGCGAUGUGUGCAACCUGGUGCCAGCUGCAGUCACAAAGAAAUUUGACACUGUGAUCAUGAACCCUCCCUUUGGAACAAAACACAACAGUGGUAUGGAUAUGCAAUUCCUAAAGACUGCAAUAAAUAUGGCAAGGACAUCGGUUUACUCUCUUCACAAAACCGCAACACGAGAGCACAUACAGAAGAAGGCCAGUGACUGGAAAGUGAAAAUGGAAGUAGUAGCAGAACUUAGAUACAACUUGCCAGCAUCAUACAAGUUCCAUAAGAAGAAAUCGGUCGACAUUGAGGUGGACUUCAUGCGAUUUUCCAUUUAAUGAAGCCACAGCUGGAAUGCAUUCAAAGCUGCUUACAUCCACACUUCAAAUAAAAUCUUAAAACAA